AUGGAGACUCAACGGAAGGCCUCUAUCACUGUAGUUGAUGAAAGCACCGUCGGCGUCACAUCUGUCCUUGCCCGACGCGGAGAACAUGCCAUCCUCCAAGAAGGAGUUUCUAAGGACGAGCUGACGCUGGGUGCACUUGGAUACAAACAAGAAUUCAAGAGAGAUUUCACUAUCUGGGAGUCAUUCUCUGUGUCAUUCUCUGUCUUGGGGCUUCUCCCGUCCAUUGCCUCGACCAUCAGCUACAGCUUAGGCUACUCGGGCACCGGUGGUGCGAUAUGGGGAUGGCUAGUGUCCGCGCUUUGUAUCCAGUCUACGGCUUUCACUAUGGCAGAACUGUGCUCCAGCAUGCCGACAGCCGGUGGCCUAUAUUAUGCUUCAGCGGUGUUGGCGCCUGAAGGAUGGGGUCCUCUGGCCUCCUGGUUUGUGGGCUGGUCUAACUUUUGCGGCUUCGUGACCGGACCAUGCUCUGUCAAUUAUGCGCUGGCUUCCAUGUUGGUCACAUGCGGCAUGAUAUCCAACCCGGAUUACGCCCCCGAGACAUGGCAUACCUACCUGAUUCUUCUCCUCUUGCUGGUGAUCAACGGCCUCAUCACCAUGCAGUCCACAUGGUUUAUUGGUUGGGUGAACAAAGUCGGGACUGUGUUCAAUCUGGUAGUGGUGGUUAUCUUCCUCAUUUGGUUUCCCGCUGGGUCAAUCAACCAUCCCAAAACCAACCACAGUCAUGCCGUGUGGACAGAAUUCCAGAAUGGAACCGAGUGGCCCAUUGGAUGGGCGACUAUCAUGGGAUUCUUGACUUCCAUCUGGACAAUGUCUGGAUACGACGCUCCGUUUCACCUUUCGGAAGAAUGCAGCAAUGCCAACAUCGCCUCACCAAGGGCAAUUGUCAUGACUGCGCAGUUUGGCUUGUGGCUGGGGGCUGCCAUCAUCCUUGUGAUUGUUUACACCGUCAAAGAUAUCACCGAUGUCGUCGCUGGGCCAUAUGGACAGCCUUUUGGGAGCUUGUGCCUGCAGGUGUUGGGAAAGAGAGCUGGCCUGGCCAUGUUUUCUCUCAACAUCAUCGCCCAAUUCUUUGUGGGGGUGGGUUGCACCAUUACAGCAACCCGAGUCGUCUUUGCCUACUCUCGUGAUGGCGCCAUCGUUGGGUCCAGAUGGUGGAGCCAAAUCCACCCGAAAACAAGAACUCCAGUGUAUGCCACCUGGGGUGUGCUGACUGUGUCCGCCUUGCUUGGGUUGUUGAUGUUCGCAAGUCCUGUGGCCAUCGGUGCAGUGUUCAGUAUCGGAGCCAUAGCUCAGUACACCGCCUUUACCACCCCAGUAUUUCUGAAAUUGUUCAACAAUGAGAGGUUCCGACCAGGCCCAUGGAACCUCGGACGAUAUUCAAAGCCUUUAGGAAUGAUUGCUUUUGGGUGGUGGUGCGUCAUUGUUCCUGCGCUCUGUUUUCCAGCAGUGAAGGGAAAAGAUUUGAAUGCUCUCACCAUGAAUUGGACCUGUCUUAUUUAUGGGGGAGUCAUGCUUAUUGCACUGUCCUGGUAUGCCAUUAGUGGCAGAAAAUGGUUCAAGGGACCGCGUGUCAAUGUGCAAUAUAUACACGAGGGCACUGAAAUCGUUGAAGGCCAUCCGGCGGAUGAAGGUACAGGUCACAUCAAGAAGAUGGAAGCUACUGAACUCAAAGAAUGA
Messenger RNA from Capronia coronata CBS 617.96, 1677 nucleotides. RefSeq lists its product as uncharacterized. The transcript has 3 exons. Gene Ontology annotation, molecular function: transmembrane transporter activity. Gene Ontology annotation, biological process: transmembrane transport. Lineage: Eukaryota; Fungi; Ascomycota; Eurotiomycetes; Chaetothyriales; Herpotrichiellaceae. The coding region runs from base 1 to 1677 and encodes 558 amino acids. The record is from RefSeq and is a predicted model, not a curated record. Gene Ontology annotation, cellular component: membrane.